CCCACUCAACCACCAACCCCGGCAUGGACAAGGCAUUUGUGUUUGGGUCGUAUCGUCGUCAAAUUUGACUGAGGCUUGAGUCCAAUUUUUUAACUGGCUUUAAAAAAAAUGGAAUUUGACAGCCAACAAAACACUGAACCCGUGGAGUACACUUGGGACAGCCAAGACAGUGGUUUUCAAGAGUCUCAGCAAUCGCAGCAGCAACCAGAAUACUGGGGCCGGCUCUACCCGAUGAGGUCGUCGCUUCGAAAGAUUGACCUAGUAAACAAUUCUGUCAAAGUUGGAGUGGCACGCUUCAAAAAGAUCGAUGAUCAUCUAGAAGUUGGUGCUGAUGUUGUUUUGGAAAGAAGCGAUCUUCCGACAAACACAUUUCUUAAGUGCAGCAGGGUACAUUUUGAAAUCCGAAGGGUAGAAGUUCGAGUUUUGGGUGUUCAUACUACUCAAGUGAGAAUCUUUGACCGGAGCACCAAUGGAACCUACAUUAAUGGGCACUGCAUGAAAAGAUGGUCUGAUGCUCUUAAAUGGAGAGUACUGAAGACCAAUGAUGUAAUUGGUUUUCCCGAUGGGAAGUCAGUGCCAAACUAUGAUGCAUUUAUAUUUAUUGACCCUUUGGUAUCAAUCUCUAGUCAAAUACCCUACUCUAUUCGUAAAAAAUAUCAAGUGACUGUUAGACUUGGGGCUGGCACCUUUGGGGAAGUAUCACUGGUGUUUGACAAGGAAAAUGGGAAACCUUGUGCUAUGAAAACUAUUCUUAAAGACACAUUUGUCAAUAACCGCAUGUUGAAUAGUCUUCAGAAAAAAUUAGUCAAUGAGUUAGAUAUACUUCAGUCUGUAAAACAUCCCAAUGUCAUCCAGCUUGUUGACGUUCUUGAUUGCAAAAAAGAGCACUUUUUAGUAUUAGAAUAUAUGGAAGGGAAAGAUCUUGAGCACCGGCUGGAAAGAGCAAGACAAAACAAUGAACAGCUCGAGGAAAAAUUGUCAAAGCUCUACUUUUACCAAAUACUUCAAGGAGUUCAGUAUCUCCACAGACAGGGCAUCAUCCAUAGAGAUCUCAAGCCAGCCAAUAUUCUGUUAGCAAGUGAUCAGAAGGAAACCAUCUUAAAAAUUACUGAUUUUGGUUUAUCUAAAGUCUUAUCACCUGCAACUAUGAUGAAGACACUUUGUGGAACAAAGAUGUUCCUUGCACCCGAAGUUAUUGAAGGGGCAGGAUCCUAUGAAUAUACAGAGCAAGUGGAUGUAUGGUCCAUGGGUGUCAUUUUAUAUUUGUGUUUAUCAGGUGUUGAGCCAUUCUACACUGACACCGGUAAUGUAGAUGAACUAAUAAGGGAAGCAGUAUUUGAUCUGGAUUCGACGGACUGGAAUAAUACAUCGGAAGAUGCGAAGGCUGUGAUCAAUAGAAUGUUAACUAAGGACCCUAAUGAAAGGAUCAGAGUUCGAGAAAUUUACCAGAUGCUUUGGUUACAGGAUGAAGAAAUGAUUGAAAAAGCUAAUGAAUUGUAUUCAGUUCUUGAUUCGAGUAACUCUUCAAGCAGCACCAUGACUGUGGACUCAACAUUCAGUUGCAGUGUUGAAGAAGAUAGCCUUGCAGGGUUUCCAAGUCCCCCUUCUAAGAAGCGCAGAACACUUUGAAUUUGCAUGACAAAAGUUCCUAAUUACUUUUAAAUUUUUAUGAUAUCAUUUGUGUUUUACUUAAUUUUUGUUAAUGUUCUCAAAUAUAUUGAUAGAAGAUAUAUGGUAAUUUUUUGACCUCAGUUAAAAAUUAAAACAAUUAGUAAUAGAUAAA
This is a messenger RNA of Frankliniella occidentalis (western flower thrips), 1783 nucleotides long. RefSeq names its product ovarian-specific serine/threonine-protein kinase Lok. Gene Ontology annotation, cellular component: nucleus; cytoplasm. The transcript is spliced from 8 exons. Gene Ontology annotation, biological process: protein phosphorylation; mitotic DNA damage checkpoint signaling. The record is from RefSeq and is a predicted model, not a curated record. Bases 109 to 1629 code for a protein of 506 amino acids. Gene Ontology annotation, molecular function: protein serine/threonine kinase activity; ATP binding; protein binding. Lineage: Eukaryota; Metazoa; Arthropoda; Insecta; Thysanoptera; Thripidae.